Messenger RNA from Trachymyrmex cornetzi, 1395 nucleotides. RefSeq names its product Cytochrome c1 (gene Cyt-c1). Gene Ontology annotation, molecular function: electron transfer activity; heme binding. Gene Ontology annotation, cellular component: respiratory chain complex III. Gene Ontology annotation, biological process: mitochondrial electron transport, ubiquinol to cytochrome c. The record is from RefSeq and is a predicted model, not a curated record. Bases 226 to 1161 code for a protein of 311 amino acids. NCBI's taxonomy places the organism in Eukaryota, Metazoa, Arthropoda, Insecta, Hymenoptera, Formicidae. The transcript has 8 exons.
UUGGCGAGCCUGCGCAGGUCCGCCGACGGCGCCGACUGAAGUCGUUUUCAAGGUGUUCUCUCCACUGAUAUUUUAACCUCUCUCUCAGGCCCUCGCGACCGUUCCGAAAAAUCGGAAUAAUCACGGGAGGAUUUUUGCAACAGUCACGAGACUAAUUCUUCGUCAACCGUCCAUCAACGUCCAGUGGACCGACACUGACUAGCAUAACCCUCACGCAUUGCACCUAUGUCCAACAUGGCGGCGACGUUAGGUCGGAUUUGUAAAUCGGGUCUUCUAAAACCGAAUUAUGGCACGUUGAUCGGCCAGACCAGUAAUUUUUCCACUAUAAAAGAAUGGCCUAGGAGUCGGAAAGUGUUAUUAACAUGCUUAGGAGUAACUGCCGGAGGCAUUAGUGCCUUGAUCUAUGCUUUAGAUAGCUCGGUAAGAGCUGCUGAUUUGAUAGCUCAUCCUCCAACGUAUAAAUGGGAUUUUUAUGGAUGGUUCAAUUCAUUAGAUCAUGCUAGCAUGCGACGAGGAUGGGAGGUCUACAAGAAUGUAUGUGCAGCUUGUCACAGUUUGCAAUAUGUGGCAUACCGUCACCUUAUUGAUGUUACUCAUACCGAAGCAGAAGCCAAAGCUCUCGCGGAAGAAGUCAUGAUAGAAGAUGGCCCUAACGAAGUUGGAGAAUAUUAUAAACGUCCAGGAAAAUUGUACGAUUAUGUGCCAUCUCCAUAUCCGAAUGAAGAAGCUGCCAGGGCAUCAAACAAUGGUGCUUAUCCACCUGAUUUAUCUUACAUAAUAAAUGCCAGACACAAUGGAGAGAACUACGUUUUCUCUUUGCUAACCGGAUAUUGUGAUGCACCAGCUGGUCUAACUUUAAGGGAAGGACAAUAUUUCAAUCCAUAUUUUCCAGGUGGUGCUAUUGGUAUGGCACAGGCUAUUUAUAACGAAGUCUUAGAAUAUGAAGAUGGUACUCCAGCAACUGCUUCUCAAGUAACAAAAGAUAUUACCACAUUCCUAAUGUGGACUGCCAAUCAUGAAUUUGAUGAACGAAAACAAAUGACUAUUAAGGGUCUUGGAAUAUUUGCAAUUCUCUUGGUUACUUCAUACUACUUUAAGCGACAUAAGUGGUCGACUGUAAAGAGUACAAAACUAAUGUUUGUUCCCAAAAAAUAUCGUUAGCCACUUGGAAAUUGACGCCGUGAUGUUAGCUUUUGUGCUGGUAUCAGAAUGUAGUUUCGCAAUUUAAACAAUGUAUCCGGCAAGUUGUGGCUCCUCUCUGAAGAUUUAAACUUAUUCAUAUAUUUGACGAGAACUGUCAAUUUGUCAUCACUACCAAAAUCUAUUAAAUUAAACAUUGUACAUAGUUAUACCAAAUGGAGUCAUCGUCUGAUUUAAAUAAAUUGUUAAACAUAA